Messenger RNA from Periophthalmus magnuspinnatus, 7127 nucleotides. Its product is annotated as inactive phospholipase C-like protein 2. The record is from RefSeq and is a predicted model, not a curated record. Lineage: Eukaryota; Metazoa; Chordata; Actinopteri; Gobiiformes; Gobiidae. The transcript has 6 exons. Gene Ontology annotation, biological process: intracellular signal transduction; lipid metabolic process. Gene Ontology annotation, molecular function: phosphatidylinositol-4,5-bisphosphate phospholipase C activity. Bases 321 to 3623 code for a protein of 1100 amino acids.
GUCAGCCUGCAAUUUAUGACCGUGCGCGUGUGAUUGCGAGUUAACAUCCGCUUUCCGUGCGCACGCGGAGUGAACGCCUGCUCCGCUCUGCUCCUCUACACGGAUACAUGGCGCGUGUUAAGAGUGGCAUGUAUUCUAAUGCUUUCUGACGUGCCUUCUUUUCCCAGAGCCCAAUGCGCCGCUCCAGCACCCCGUUUUAUAACAGCACCGAGCUCCGGGAGGUGAUACGGAGUUAUUUCGUGCAAAUGGACCGUCCAGCCGAGAGGGAGACCCCGCUCUGAAGCCGUGCAUGCGUCGAGGUAUGCGCUAAACGGGCACCCAUGGCGGAACUGGGGGAGAACGGUAGGAUUUCUCCGGGCGAUGGUGUUGGGGAUACGGCCGUGGCGAGCGAAGAGGGAGGCGGCAGGAGGCAGAUCCAGGCGCCGCUGGUGAACGGAGACUGCGGGAUAACCGAGAACACAGUGGCGGAGGGUGCCAACGGCAGCGGGGAUGCCAAAGCCGAGCUGCCGCGGAGGAGCAGCAUUAUUAAGGAUGGUUCCAGGCAACGCAAAGAACGUAAGAAGACAGUGUCAUUCAGCAGCAUGCCCACGGAGAAGAAGAUCAGCAGUGCCAGUGACUGCCUCAGUGCCAUGGUGGAGGGCACGGAGCUCAAGAAGGUCCGAUCCAACUCCCGGGUCUACCACCGAUAUUUCCUCCUAGACGCAGACAUGCAGUCACUCAGAUGGGAGCCCUCCAAGAAGGAAUCGGACAAGGCCAAAAUCGACGUGAAAUCCAUCAAAGAAGUACGGACUGGGAAAAAUACAGACACCUUUAGAACCAACGGAACAUACGAACAGAUCUCAGAGGACUGCGCUUUUUCCAUAAUCUUCGGGGACAAUUAUGAGUCAUUGGAUUUGGUGGCUAACACUGCGGAUGUCGCUAACAUAUGGGUAACCGGAUUGAGGUAUUUGAUAUCUUACGGAAAGCAUUCGUUAAAUAUGAUUGAGAGCAGUCAGAACAAUAUGCGCUCAUCCUGGUUGAGCCAACUUUUUGAUAAAGCGGACAGUAGCAACAGCAAACAUAUUAGCAUAUGUACUGCGGUUCAGCUAAUCAAAGAGCUAAACCCUGGACUCAAAAAUGUCAAAACGGAAUUGAAAUUUAAGGAACUGCUCAAAGCAAAGGACAGAGUUGGUUCUGACGUGACGAGAGACGAGUUCAUCGAAGUUUACCACGAUUUGUGUACCAGGCCAGAGAUCUAUUUCCUAUUUGUACAGUUUUCUAGUAACAAGGAAUUUUUAGAUACCAAGGACUUGAUGAUAUUUCUCGAAGCGGAACAGGGUAUGCCGCAAGUUAGCGAAGAAACUAGCUUAGAGGUUAUCCACAAGUAUGAACCGUCAAAAGAGGGGCAAGUUAACAAUUGGCUUUCUUUGGACGGUUUCACCAACUACCUUAUGUCACCGGAGUGUCAUAUUUUUGAUCCCGAACAUAAAACAGUUUGCCAAGAUAUGAACCAACCUUUGUCCCAUUAUUUCAUCAAUUCAUCGCACAACACGUAUCUAAUAGAAGACCAAUUCAGGGGACCGUCGGAUGUUACGGGAUAUAUCCGCGCUUUGAAAAUGGGCUGCAGAAGCGUGGAAUUGGAUGUUUGGGACGGCCCAGACAAUGAACCGGUCAUUUACACUGGACAUACGAUGACAUCCCAGAUUGUUUUCCGGAAUGUUAUUGACGUCAUUAAUAAGUACGCAUUCGUAGCUUCAGAAUUCCCAUUAAUACUUUGUUUGGAAAACCAUUGUUCGUUAAAGCAGCAACGAGUUAUGUACCAGCAUUUGAAGAAGAUUCUUGGGGAUAAAAUGUAUUUAGAUUCGCCCAAACCGGAAGACCCCUACCUACCUUCCCCGGCAUUGCUAAAGGGGAAAAUUUUGUUGAAAGGUAAAAAAUUGAGUAUGAACUGCAUAGCGACAGAAGGAGAGGUAACGGACGAAGACGAAGGAGCCGAAAUGUCCCAACGUUUGAGUAUCGAGUCGACGGAACAACCACCCGCCAUUAUACACAAAAAAUUCCAGCUUUCCAAGGAUCUUUCUGAUUUGGUGACGAUGUGCCAGUCCGUGGAGUUUAAAGACUUCCCCACGUCUUUUCAGAGCCAGAAACCAUGGGAGUUGUGUUCUUUCAAUGAGGUCUUCGCCAGCCGAUGUGCCAACGACUUUCCAGGUGAUUUUGUCAACUACAACAAGAAGUUUUUAGCUCGCAUCUACCCCAGUCCGAUGAGAAUUGACUCCAGCAAUAUGAAUCCGCAAGAUUUCUGGAAGUGCGGGUGCCAAAUCGUAGCCAUGAACUACCAAACUCCAGGUCUCAUGAUGGAUCUGAACAUCGGUUGGUUUCGCCAGAACGGCAACUGUGGGUAUGUCCUCCGACCUGCUAUCAUGAGAGAGCAAGUGUCGUACUUUAGUGCCAACACCAAAGAUUCUGUGCCAGGGGUUUCUCCACAGCUCCUCCACAUUAAGAUCAUCAGUGGGCAGAACUUCCCCAAACCAAAAGGCUCGGGCGCUAAGGGAGACGUGGUGGACCCUUACGUCUACGUGGAGAUCCAUGGAAUCCCUGCCGACUGCGCCGAGCAACGAACCAGGACGGUGCACCAAAACGGCGACAACCCUUUAUUUGACGAGAGCUUCGAGUUCCAGAUAAACCUUCCGGAGUUAGCCAUGGUGCGUUUCGUGGUGCUGGAUGACGACUAUAUCGGGGACGAGUUUAUCGGGCAGUACACUAUACCGUUCGAAUGCCUGCAGCCCGGAUUUCGCCACGUGCCGUUGCAGUCGCUAACGGGGGAGAUGCUACCACACACGCAGUUGUUCGUCCACGUGGCGAUAACAAACCGGCGAGGAGGUGGGAAGCCGCACAAGAGGGGGCUGUCGGUGCGGAAGGGGAAGAAGAGCAGGGAGUACGCCAGCAUGAGAGUACUGCUCAUCAAGACCAUAGACGAUGUGUUCAAAACGGCCCUGCUGUCGCUGAGGGAGGCGACCGAUCUGCGGGAAAACAUGCAGAACGCCUUGGUCUCCUUCAAAGAGCUGUGUGGGCUGUCGGCGGUGGCUAACCUGAAGCAGUGCCUGUUAGCCCUGUGCCCGCGCCUCACCGGGCCCGACGGAACGCCCCUGCUCCUCUUCAACCUGUCGGACCAGUACCCCAGCCUGGAGCCUCAGGGCCUGCUGCCCGACGUGCUCCGGAAGGUGGUCAGCUCUUACGAAAUGAUGAUCCAGACCAGCAGGGCGGUGAUAGAGAGCGCAGAGGCAGUGUACGACAGAAUACUGCACAUACAGAAAACAGCCAUGCAGUUCCACGAGAACCUCCAUGAGCUGGCGGUGAAGGAGGGGCUGAAGGGACGCAAGCUGCACAAGGCUGUGGAGAGCUUCACCUGGAACAUCACCAUCCUCAAGGGCCAGGCAGACCUUCUGAAACAUGCCAAGAGUGAGGUCCAGGAGAACUUAAAGCAGAUCCACUACGCAGCUCUGACCUGCAGCCUGACCAAAGGACGACACGACGGAGGAGGCUCACAGUCCGGAGACAACAAGGGCCGUCGAAGUCUGGAGGCCAUUCCCGAGAAGGCAACUGCUGAGGAGGAACUGAGUGAUGAAGACCUAUCAGCCUACUGAACCCCGGAGGACAUCUGAGCUAGCACAUGGUCUGAACCUUCUUUUGGAGAUGACAUAAGUGAGGAAGAGCUUUUAACCAGCCUACACUACCAGUCAAAAGUUUGGACACACUUUGUUUCUUUAUUACUUACAUUGUAGAUCCUCACUGAAGACAUCAAAACUGUGAAUGAGCUCAUAUGUAAGCGCAAAAUAACUCCAAACUUGUUUUAGAUAUUAGAUUUUUUUAAAUAGCCACCUUUAGCUCGUAUCAGACAAGGCACAGCUGUGAAGGUCAUUUCAUCAUGAAGCUCAUCGAGAGAAGGCCAAGGGUGUGCAGCGCUGUCGAUAAAGCAAAGUGUGGAUACUCUGAGGAUUUGAAUAGAAAAAAGUGUGUUUAGUAGUUGAUUAAAAAUAUUUAGAUUUAUUUUUUACCUUUUGCUACAUAAUUCCAUACAUCUUGCUUCAUAUAUUUGAUGUAUUCUGUAUUUAUCUGAAAAGUAGAAAGUAGCAAAUAUUUAAAAAAAUAUAUAAAUAAAUAAAAAAAUGAAUGAAAAGAUGUGUCCAAACUUUUAACUAGUGGUAGUGUAAGUGACAAAAUUGUUUGAUCCUUCUACAAUUAAGUCAGGGAAAGUCCUGGACCUUCUAGAGAUGGAAUGAUCAAUGAAAACCUCAAAACUUACUCAACCUUCUGGGGAACAUCUAAGUUGUGAACAUUCAGAAUAAAAGGUGAUGUUUGACUCUUCCCGUGGAGAUGCCCUAAAUGAGGAAGAUCUAUCAACCUUCUGAACCUUUUGAAGAAGAACCUCUGGAGCGAGGAAGAUCUUUGAACCUGCUGAAGCCGAUGGAGGAGGAGUGUGGACGACCUCUGAACCUGCUGUUGAAGAAUGGUCCUGCUCUAGUUUGACCUGGUCCCACAAACUCAAACUUAACUGCCUUCUGAUCAGAACAAAUAUCACAUCAUUCAAUUUCAUUUUUGUUUAAUCUUUUUCUUACAACACCUAUAAUGUUGUCUUAGGUUUUCGAUAACUAUCUAGAAGGAAACGUUUAACCGUGACACCUCAAAACCACAUUUGGAUUAGUGUUUGUUUCAUUUAUUCUAGCUAAGAACUCCUCUGUCUUUUAAAGAACACAUAUCAUGCAUUCUUGUAGCUUUAAUUCCCUUUUAAACUUGCUUUCGGUCACCCUGGGAUCAGUAUUUCACAUUUUCCAACUUAAAAUAAUGUCUACGUUGGACGUUUCCAGUGAGGUAUUUAGGUGCUGGAGCUCCCUCUACUGUCAACAGUGGGAAUGAACAAUCAGGAAAUAAACAAAUCCUGUGACAAUUUGACCGCAGAACAAUUUGCACGAGUUUAUGGACUUAAAAACUGUAUACAAGAAGUCUGGAGUUUUACCUAUGACGCCAUAAAACUGGCAAAAUACAAACAAGAUGGAUCGUAAUAGAAAAUUUCGAAGCAUGAUAUACUGCUACAGAAAUAUAAUGAUAAAUGAUAAUAUUGAAACUACUAAACUGCCAAAAAAACCUCCCCAUUAUUGCAAAGAAAAUUAAUCAAAACUAUAACUUCAGGUACGUUUUGAUGAGGGGACAACAGCAUGACAUGGUUAAAAACUAUAAAUAAAAAGUACAUUUUGUGUAAUAUGUGUUCUAAGUGUACAACUUCUGAUUCAUUCCAGUGCAUAUUUGUUAAGUUUUGUCAAGUUUUUGUUGUCCUGAAUGAGUUCUUUGAAUGUAACACACCACACUGGACAGAAUUUGAUGCUUUCCCCCAGUUUAAAUCACCCAGAGCUUUGUUCCACCUGUCAUGAAUUAGAACGGAAAAAGAAAAAGACAUUUGCUACAUUCAGACAGCUUAAAUCUCUGUGUUUAAUGCAAAGUCAACAUACUUGUCUUGAGUUUACGACGGCACAAACCAGAGCCAGCUGCUGUGUAGAGUAAAAAUAGCACUGAUUGGAUUUACGUCUGUUUGUCAUAAGAACAAAGAGAUGAAACAUUGCCAUAAAAAAAUGAUGGCUGUUAUCUGUUUUGGGUAUUAUUUUGAUAAAUUUUUGCUGAAAUUAUUUUAAAACUACUUUCAGUAUAAAAAAAAACUGUUAAUUGUUUUUUUUUGCUUCACAUUCACAUCCAGCUCCAAUGCAGCUACUGUUUUAGCCUCAUUUAAACUGCUUCUUACUCAUUGUCAGAAAGGGCCACAGACACAAAUGUAACUUGAUUAUUGCUAUGAAAAUGUUUAACAGAAUGUGUACAGACCACAGACGAGAUGAAUCGAGAAUAAAGAGGAUUUUAAGAGGUAAACUGAACUAGGUAAGGUCUAAAAUAGGAACUAAUCAAGAUUCAAACUCGUCUUUAGAGCGGGAUUAAACCGAGACUAGAACCAGAUUCAAAACAGAACUAAAGCAUAAUUAAUAAAGCAACUGUAUGUAAGGUUUAGAUUUAAAGUCCUUAAUCAGACAUGAUCUGUGUCUCCACAUGGAAUACAGUUUAAAAUAACAAUUUUAAUGUUGAUUUAUUCUUAAUAACAAAAACAUUGGACGUGAUGGACAAGUUGAUAUUUGAUGUUUGUGUUAUUUGAUAUUUAGAUGUUUUGUGUUGCCAGUUUUAAUGCUGAAAUCCAGUUGGUUUAGACCUAAAAUGCCUCUCUCUGAUCUGAAUGGUCACUACCUAAAUUCCAGCACCUGCAGACAAUUAUGAAUCAGUGCUAGUGCAGCCUCUGCAGCUCAGUGAGUGAAUUCUGGAGGUUCUUUCACAUGAGGCCCGUCCAUAAACUGAGAAUGAGACAAACGUGUGUGUGUCUUUAUCUGCAGGUUAAGGCUCUAGACACACAUGUUCAGUUGGGAUUGUAGCACCUUUGUUAAAACUGUAAGAGCACAGGCUAAAUACAGUUCAUAUAAACCAGAUUAAAAAAUGAUUACAAAUUUCUCAAAAAUAAAUAAUGAUUAGUUUAGAAAUACAUGGUUCAUAUUUUAUUUUAUGUGCAAAUGUAUUUAAUGCUUUGAUCAGCUGGUGUGGAGCAAAAAUAAUGACACACUCUAUACGCCGAGCUUUAAGAGAAGUUUUAAUGCUUUUUAUUACAAAACUCAUUAUGAUCAGCAUCAAAUCAAUAUUGUGUUGUGUUGCCAUAGCAUUACUUGGCAUCUGAUCAAAACAAAAAUCACUUGUCCCCCAGUUUAUCUGUGCAAGUCAGGGCAAAAAUAAGACUAAACCAGGUUUGAAACAGAACUAAACCAGGACUAAGCAGACUGUCCACUCUUCAUGGGGGACCUUACAUGGCUCUGGAGCAGGACCAAGGCUGGACUGUCAUAAGAGAUUUCUCCAAAGCACAAUUAUCUUUCGUAUUGUUGAAGAUGAGAGCUUGAAUGUAUCUAGAUGCAGUUUUACAGGCGUGUGGCGUGUACAGAGAGGAUAGGAGCUGUAAAAAGUGGUAUAUAUUCUGUUUUCAGAGCAGUGCAUCUUUUUGGUAUUGUAAUCUUGAAAAUGAGAAAUGUUUUAUGAAUUUUAUGUCUGUGCAAAAACUAAAAGAAAUUCCCUGA